CCCGCCCCUCGUUCCCCCGCCGGCGGCGCGGCCGGCGCUCCCCCUUCCUCCCUCUCCUUCCCUCUCGCAGCAAUGGCGGCGACGGAGCAGGAGCAGUUCUACGCCCUCCUCGGCAACCUGCUCAGCCCGGACAAUGCCGUCCGCAAGCAGGCCGAGGAGACCUACGAGACUAUUCCAGGCCCAUCAAAGAUCACUUACCUCCUGCAGGCAAUCAGGAACAAUGCUACUCCCGAGGAGGCUCGGCAGAUGGCAGCUGUCCUUCUGCGCCGCCUGUUGUCAUCUGCGUUUGAAGAAGUUUAUCCAGCUUUGUCACCUGAGGAUCAGACGUCAGUCAAGAGUGAAUUGCUGCUCUUUAUUCAGUUAGAAGUGCAGUCCACUAUGAGAAAGAAAAUAUGUGACAUAGUCGCUGAAUUGGCCAGGAAUUUAAUAGAUGAAGAUGGCAACAACCAGUGGCCAGAAGUUCUGAAGUUCUUAUUUGACUCUGUCAGCUCUCAGAAUGUGGGACUGCGUGAGGCUGCUCUACAUAUUUUCUGGAAUUUUCCUGGGAUUUUUGGGAAUCAACAGCAACACUAUUUGGAUGUCAUUAAGAGAAUGUUGGUUCAGUGUAUGCAAGAUCAGGAGCAUCCCUCAAUCAAGACUUUGUCUGCUAGAGCUGCAGCUGCAUUUGUGCUUGCUAAUGAGCUCAAUGCUCCCCUUCUUAAACAUUUUGCAGACUUGCUACCUGGAAUCUUGCAGGCUCUAAAUGAUUCCUGCUACCAAAAUGAUGAUUCUGUUCUGAAAUCCCUUGUAGAAAUUGCAGAUUCUGUUCCUAAGUAUUUACGACCACAUUUAGAAGCUACUUUGCAGCUAACCCUGAAGUUGUGUGGAGAUGCCAGUCUCAGUAACAUGCAGCGUCAGUUGGCACUUGAAGUAAUUGUGGCCUUGUCAGAAACUGCUGCUGCUAUGCUGAGGAGGCAUACAAAUAUUAUUGCACAAGCCAUUCCUCAGAUGUUAGCAAUGAUGGUUGACUUGGAAGAAGAUGAAGAUUGGGCAAAUGCAGAUGAGCUUGCAGAUGAUGAUUUUGACAGCAAUGCAGUGGCUGGUGAGAGUGCACUGGACAGGAUGGCAUGUGGCCUUGGAGGGAAACUUGUUUUGCCUAUGAUUAAAGAACAUAUUAUGCAAAUGCUUCAGAAUCCUGACUGGAAGUACAGGCACGCUGGCUUGAUGGCACUCUCUGCCAUCGGAGAAGGUUGCCACCAACAGAUGGAGGGAAUUUUAAAUGAAAUAGUUAAUUUCGUUUUGCUAUUCCUUCAGGAUCCUCAUCCCAGAGUAAGAUACGCCGCUUGUAACGCUGUUGGACAAAUGGCAACUGACUUUGCACCUGGGUUUCAAAAGAAAUUUCAUGAGAAGGUGAUAGGAGCUCUUCUUCAAACCAUGGAGGAUCAAGGCAGCCAGCGUGUUCAAGCCCAUGCAGCUGCAGCACUCAUAAACUUCACUGAAGAUUGUCCCAAGUCACUGCUUAUUCCGUAUUUGGAUAAUCUAGUGAAGCAUCUUCAUUCCAUUAUGGUGAUAAAAUUACAAGAGUUGAUACAGAAAGGCACUAAGCUAGUUCUGGAGCAAGUUGUGACUUCAAUUGCAUCAGUUGCAGAUACGGUGGAGGAGAAGUUUGUUCCCUACUAUGAUUUAUUUAUGCCCUCCUUAAAACACAUUGUUGAAAAUGCUGUUCAGAAGGAAUUAAGACUUUUACGAGGAAAGACUAUUGAAUGCAUCAGUCUAAUUGGUCUUGCUGUUGGCAAAGAAAAGUUUAUGCAGGAUGCAUCAGAUGUAAUGCAGCUGUUAUUGAAGACACAAACAGACUUCAGUGAUCUAGAAGAUGAUGAUCCACAGAUUUCUUACAUGAUCUCUGCAUGGGCCAGAAUGUGUAAAAUUCUUGGAAAGGAAUUUCAGCAGUAUCUUCCUGUUGUCAUGGGACCUUUAAUGAAGACUGCAUCCAUUAAACCUGAAGUAGCUCUUUUAGACACACAAGAUAUGGAGAACAUGAGCGAUGAUGAUGGUUGGGAAUUUGUAAGCAUAGGUGAUCAGCAGAGUUUUGGAAUUAAAACUGCAGGCCUUGAAGAAAAAGCAACCGCAUGCCAAAUGCUGGUUUGCUAUGCAAAAGAGCUAAAAGAAGGAUUUGUGGAAUACACAGAGCAAGUUGUAAAGCUGAUGGUUCCAUUGUUGAAGUUCUAUUUCCAUGAUGGUGUCCGAGUGGCAGCCGCAGAGUCGAUGCCCCUCCUUCUUGAAUGUGCCCGGGUUCGUGGGCCGGAGUACCUGACGCAGAUGUGGCACUUCAUGUGUGAUGCUCUCAUCAAAGCCAUUGGGACAGAGCCAGAGUCUGAUGUCCUCUCAGAAAUAAUGCAUUCUUUUGCAAAGUGCAUUGAGGUAAUGGGAGAUGGAUGCCUUAACAACGAACACUUUGAAGAACUUGGAGGAAUACUGAAAGAAAAACUAGAAGAGCACUUUAAAAAUCAAGAAUUAAGACAGGUGAAAAGACAAGAUGAAGACUAUGAUGAGCAAGUUGAAGAGUCAUUACAAGAUGAAGAUGACAGUGAUGUUUAUAUUUUGACUAAAGUAUCAGAUAUUUUGCACUCAAUAUUCAGUAGUUACAAGGAGAAGGUACUGCCAUGGUUUGAAAGGUUGCUUCCACUAAUUGUCAACCUAAUUUGUCCGCACCGGCCGUGGCCGGACCGGCAGUGGGGGCUGUGCAUUUUUGACGACGUGGUGGAGCACUGCAGCCCCGCCUCCUUCAAGUACGCCGAGUACUUCCUGCGGCCCAUGCUGGAGGCGGUGUGUGACAGCAGCCCCGAGGUGCGGCAGGCGGCUGCCUACGGAGUGGGAGUGAUAGCGCAGUUCGGCGGGGACAGCUACCGGCCCGUCUGCCCAGAGGCGCUUCCAUUGCUGGUGAGAGUCAUUCAGUCACCAGAUGCCAAAGCCAAAGAGAAUGUCAAUGCAACAGAAAACUGCAUUUCAGCAAUAGGAAAGAUAAUGAAGUUCAAACCUGACUGUAUAAAUGUUGAAGAAGUCCUUCCACACUGGUUAUCAUGGCUUCCACUUCAUGAAGACAAAGAAGAAGCUGUUCAUACUUUCAAUUAUCUGUGUGACUUACUUGAGAGCAAUAACCCAAUUGUCCUCGGUCCCAACAAUUCCAACCUUCCCAGAAUACUUGGUAUAAUUGCGGAUGGUGAAAUCCACGAAGCUAUCAAACAUGAAGAUCCAUGUACCAAGCGGCUGGCUAAUGUUGUUCGCCAAGUGCAGACAUCUGGAGGACUGUGGACAGAAUGCAUAUCACAGCUCAAUGCAGAUCAACAGGCAGCCAUACAGGAGCUCCUGAACUCUGCUUGAAGGGCCUUAAUUAUCAUCUGCAAGAAAACUAACUCCAAAUAAACGUUUACCCUAUUGUUUAGGUUUCUUUUGUUUCUUUUCUGAGUAAAACCAGAACUGUAGUGCGUGUAGGCCAUUCUUCUGCAACCUCCAGGCAGUGGCAGCAGGAAGAAGCAUUCUUUCAGAACGGUGUUUAAAUCAGUUUCUAUCCCACAACAUGAAAGAAGUUUCCUGUAAACCCUACAAUAGCACUGAAGAGUAUUUUUCUAACGGUAUCAGCCAUCCAUACGAUGGUGAAAGGGAAACAAGUUGAAUUUUCUCAUUAGACAUAAGACCUUCAGCAGUAGAUGUACGUUAUAACAGAUAAACCUUUCUACAUCUAGUGUUAAUUGUAUGAAUUGGAGUGUGAGUCUUUGUAGGGUAGAAAGUGUCCUUCUGCCCAACAAGGUAGUAGAUCAAAAGAUGAAAAACUGAAGACAAACAUCGAGCAUGAAGACCUCAUUGAUCGCACUUUCGAUUCCCAAAAACAACUUGUACAGUGACUCAAUGAGGAAAGCUGUUCAGCUUCCAGCCCUUGAAUGUGAAGUCUCUUUGGCAUGUCUGACAGUAUCUCAUUCACUCCUCAAUAAAUGACAUUGAAACACAAGAAGCUUGUGUAGAAGUUCAGUGAUGUGUGGUUCUUUUAAUUUUCUCUUGUGAAAAGAUGAAAAUAACAAACUAUACAAGUCACAGUUUUAUAUAUGAAACUUUGUAUAUUGUUGCCUAUUACAGAUUUUAUGCUUUUUUGUUUCUUGACUUUUUAACAAAUUUUUCACCUGAGUGUGUAGAAUGGAAACUUAAUGGCAUUCCUUGUGUGACAGUAAAUAUACAUAUCUUGACUUUAAAAUGUUUUUCAUGUUCAGAUGCAGUUGCAUUUCUUAACUUAUAAAAUGUAGUGUUGUACCAGCUGCAAAUGUGCAACGUGAUCUGGUAGGCAGCAAACCUGUUGUAGUAGCCUGUGUUUUGUUUAAAGCAAUCAUGCAGUUGACAGCCUAACCUGAAAGAAUCAAAAAAACCUGCUCAGGUCUUUUCUGGUACUUUGAGAGCAAUACAUCAUCUACCAGCAAACACAGGCACAGAGUAUCUGAUUUCUGACAAAGGUGAGUGAGGUUUUCCCACUCUGUUACUUAAAGCUGUUAAUAUAUGCAUUGAUCUUUAAAAACUUAAGUUCUUACUGAAGUGUUCUUCAAGAAGAUCUCAAUUGUCUCUUGAAACAGAUCUUUUCACAAAGAGAGUAUAAGUUUUCUUCCUUUAUAAUAAGAAAAGGCAGAACUUUACAUGUAAUGAAUGCCUCUUAUACUAAAGAAUAAACUUAGUUUUGCCUUUGAAAGUGUUUCAGAAAAGAAGAUAAAGAAUGAGGUGUACCAAAACCAGCCCAGGACCACUGUACCCAAAGGUUUGUGAGACAAACUGCCUUAACCGUAGAACUUGACAAUGUAGUUUGUUUAGAGGCAGCUGAAAUAGUGCAACAAAGUGCUGUUCCAGUUUUCAUUUCGUUCAGUAUUGGUAAUCUCUUAUUUACAGAAAUUCAAGCAUUCAUGCAUCUGGAAGAUGGAUGCUAAGGACUGGAUACAGUACUGUGAGAGAACUAGUAAGUCAUGUCAGUUAUCUCAAGUGCUGGUCCUAACAAUAACAAUUUUGCUAUACUCUACCCAUCAUCUUUCUUCUUUGUGGGGUUUGUUUUUUUAGGUAUUUGUUAUUUCAAUUUCCCCUCAGUUUAAAACAUGUAAAUUUUGCCCUGCAGAAAACUUUUUGUACUUUUUCUCAGAUCUUAAAGCUUAGAUUUUUUUUCCCUUUCUUUGGACUGUGUGGUGAGAAUUGUAGCACAUUUGGCAUUUCCCAGAAAGAGUGUCAGCUUUGGCUCUCUGUAACAUACGCAGCAUUUGAAUUGCUCUCCUAAUGGACCAGCUGUAAUCCUCUUACCUUCUUUUAGUCAAAGAAACUGAGAACAAAUAGAACCAGGAGAAGGGGUUGCUCUGUGUGCUAGAGCCAGCACAGAGCAUCUUUGUGCAGUUGCUUUUACCCUGUUAAUCGUUUGAUCAAAGCAAAGGGCACUGAGUGAAUUGCUGUCAGCCUGACAGGUAGGUUGGUUCCAGGUCUACCUGGAGAUCUUUUCUUGCCUGUCCCCACUGAAUUUGUCAGGGUUAAUCCAAAAGCUUCUGUGGCAUUUUCUCAAUCUGUACAAGCUUUAAAAACUACGCUCCCUUCCCACCUAUUUAAAAGCUGUCUGGAUCACUUAUAUUGGCUUUUCUUAUUCCUUAAUAUUGAAUUUUUAAGCAGUCAACUGUUCCUGUUCUUCAUUGCACUUAAGUACUGUUGCCCAAAGAAGGUAUAGUAGUAGAAUGGUAGCUUUAGCUGCAGCUAUCUAUUUUAAAAAUAAAGUGAUAUCUUUAUGAAGGAGCCAAAGUAAUCUUAAACUGUGGUACUGAUAUGAGAAAGGUAGUUUUGAUUCAACCAUUUUUCCUGGGUAUAAUUCCAAUCUUGCUUUAACAAACUGCUCAGCUAUUGCGUGGGUUGAGAGAAGUACCUAGUGUGGCGUGAAGAGCACUGCAAACAAUAGCAGUGUUUCACUGUGCCUGAUCAAAGAGGUACCAAUUCCCACCUAGACAUCCACACAAAAGUGCUCAACAUUGCGCUCAGUAACAAAAGCACAGCCAGAGAACACCAUGCAGGUGUUCCAGGACUGGAGUUCCAUUAGCCUGUUUAAUGAGCAUAUGAGUAACUAGCAUUCAUGAGCACUGCUUUCAAAAGCAGCUCAUCUCCCUGAAGUGUGGGUGAGUUCCCAGCUAAACUCUCACCUGUUCUUAUUCUGAAGGUGAAGCUACUUUGUGUUUGCAGCUCUAGGUUGGUCAUGACAGAUAAUAAUGCAGAUGAAUGUCAAGUCUCCUUUACCUGGCUUUGUCUACAAGAUCCCCCAGGGAAUCUGUGCCAAAUCUAUGUAAGAAAGUGACUUGUAGCCUUCGUGCUUACAACAUGGGGUUUGUGUACCGCUGAGGUAUUCUGUCAUUGCUUUUUUCCCUGCAGAGAUUUCCAAGUGUUGCUGAGUGCUGAGUGCAAGGGCUGGUGUUCCCCAGCAUAGAACAGUUGUUGUUAUGCCAAAUGUUGUCUGUUCUCUACACAUCUAGAUCUGUCAGUCUCAUGUAUGAAGUACAUGCAUGAGAGUUAAGACGUGUUGCACAGUUGGAAUUUUUGAUGAAAUAAAGAAUUGAGGAAGGUGAAUUUCCUAUUGA
This is a messenger RNA of Pyrgilauda ruficollis (rufous-necked snowfinch), 6608 nucleotides long. It is a transcript of the gene IPO5, whose product is annotated as importin 5. NCBI's taxonomy places the organism in Eukaryota, Metazoa, Chordata, Aves, Passeriformes, Passeridae. Gene Ontology annotation, molecular function: nuclear import signal receptor activity; small GTPase binding. Bases 73 to 3360 code for a protein of 1095 amino acids. The record is from RefSeq and is a predicted model, not a curated record. The transcript is spliced from 26 exons. Gene Ontology annotation, cellular component: cytoplasm; nucleus. Gene Ontology annotation, biological process: protein import into nucleus.